AAUUUACUCGGCGGUCUAGGAUAUUCUAGUCUUUGCGUUUCAUUAUCAAAGUUGCAAACCCCAGCAACAGCAUUGAAGUGCAACGUGAACAAGAUACUAUGAAGAACAAGCCACUGCUUGUUGAAAGCGGGUUUAGAAAGUUAAAUUCUCGAUAUAUUCGCGAAAAGUGAACAAUUUGGUUAAACGAAUCGAAAAAUAGUUAAUCGUUCGAUCGAAGUGAUGAUAAAUUCGAAGUAUUGAUUUCGCAACGCGAUUACGACUCGGAAUUUUGAAUAUCGCUGGUGUCGAAAUUGGAACAUAAAUUGUACACAACAACAACGGGGAAAUCGAAAUCGGCCGUAACCAGGUAAUUGGCGAAAAAAUUGAUUAUAAUUUUUGUAAACUCGAUAUUUACACCGGUCGUCCAAAGUCGUGCAGUAAAUGACUAGUUAAAUGCUACGUUCGAAUCUGAUGUUGAGCAAUCGUCAAUGGAUCGAACGGUGGCCUCCAGUUCUUCGUCGCACAGUAGUAGACAGAGUAUCGCCAGUGAUAUGAAGGCAUUUCUGCGCAAAGCUAAAAAGAAAUUCGAAGAGAAAUGGUCUAGAAAUAUUUCGCCCAAGGUGGCCACCACCGAUGAUUUCAAAUCAAUCAAAACCGUAGGCACGGGGCACUUCGGCCGAGUGGUAUUCGCCCAGCAUAGACCGUCGAAAAGGUAUUACGCUCUGAAGAUCUUAGAGAAGGGCAAAGUGAUCGACUCGAAUCAAUUGCAGCAUGUGAAAAACGAAAAGAAAAUAUUACAAUGCGUCCAUUUCCCAUUUUUGGUCACGUUGAAGUAUAAUUUCAAAGAUAACUGUAAUCUGUACAUGGCUCUGGAUUUCGUACCAGGUGGCGAAAUGUUCUCGCAUUUGCAGCAUUUUAGAAGAUUCAACGAAAACAUGGCUCGUUUUUAUACCUCGCAAGUAGUCCUAUCGUUCGAAUACCUCCAUCAUCUCGGCAUCAUAUACCGAGACCUGAAACCAGAAAACUUACUGCUUGAUUCCAAAGGAUACCUGAAAAUCACCGACUUCGGAUUCGCCAAGAAGAUCGAUAAUCGUCGCACGUGGACUAGAUGCGGCACCACCGAAUACCUGGCCCCGGAAGUGGUCCUACGCAAAGGAUACAGCUACUCGGUCGACUGGUGGACGGUUGGUAUCCUCAUGUACGAAAUGACCAACGGACAGCCACCCUUCAAAGAUAAAAAACCAGAAGACGUCUACACCAAAAUCAUCGCCGGCAAAAUAACUUAUCCAGCUCAUAUGAGUCGACAGCUUCGAAGUAUAAUAUCAGAAUUUCUUAAAAUCGAUGUUACCAAACGUCUCGGAAGUAGACCGACUGGCGGCGUCGAGGAUGUCAAAAAACAUCCCUUUUUUGUAAACAUUAAUUGGAUGGCCAUGCUGCAGAAAAAAUACCCUGCUCCGAUCGUACCUCCUCUGAAUGGACCAACGGAUACGAGUAACUUUCCCGAUUACGAAGAGCUUCCAAUACUGCGUUCGCCCAACGAAUUAUUUAGCACGGAAUUCGAAGAUUUUUGAUGUCGAUCGAGUCGUAAUGCUGUGAUUUUUUUUUGUUCUUUAGUUUUUGUUUUGUAUUUUAUCUCGUUUCUCUCUCCUUAUUCAAUGAGAGAGGAAUGUAAUCGUUUGAGCAUCUCGUGUGCUACUUUUUUUUUGUUACGGGGGUUGAAAUUUUUUCUCGCAUUUGAAGAGGCGAAACGUUAGAAAAUUUCUUGUCAGGGUUAUCGCACUUAACGAGCUUUUCAUCCGUAUUCCCUUCUCGUCUCAUCAUAACCUAUUGAUGUACGAAAAUACUCAACCGUUUUGCAAUUUAAAUGUGAAUCGAAGACUGUUACGAAAUUUUUUUUUUCCUUUUUUAAAUUCUUCGUCGAAUUUAUAUCUAGUUCUACGUAUAUAGGGCUACCGAUCAAUUACAUACUAAAACCAAAUUUUUCCCCAUAUUUUUUGAGAGAUUUUGAUUUUUUUUUUGAUUAUGUAGAGCUUGCAAAUGAAAAUUUACUGUGAUUAUUGACCUUAUAAUAUUUUUGUUCGUGAUUUUUUCCCCCUCGUGCUGUUUUUAAAUGGUAAAUGUUCAAAGUACUCGGUACCUUUUGACAGCGUAUUGUAUUUUCUACUAUUCAUACAAGACUGUUGUACUUUCAUCGAGAAUGAAAGGCGACCCGUAUAAGUUUCCAUUUCUAUUAUCAAUGGAAUAGAGUUUAUUGACGUAUGAAUUUAGCAAUUUAUGAAUCGAAUUUACCUACGAUAUAUAAUACAUAUUAUACUAGAAGUAGGUACUCGAAACAACAUUUUUUUUCCAGAGUUAAAUCGUACCUAGUUAAUCUUAAACGUCGUAUUCCGUCGAAUACGUAAUGUUGUGAAUUGUGAUACUGUUGAACUGCUAUGUUAUUAUUAUUUUUUCCUCUUAUUUUUUCCCCCAUUUCAUAUACAUACGACGUGAUAAUACUUUGUUAAAUUUCUUGUAAUUCGUUUCUCGUAGAACAUUUUUCAUCGAAUACCCCGCGCGAUAAAAUACAUCCAAGUUUAAAAGCUCGCACGAUAAAGUGAAAAAUUUUCAUUAAUUGCCCGGUUUCAUUUUUAACCGACUGAAAAAAAAACUAAAAAUGUGAUUCAAGACGAAUGUGUAGUUGUGUACAUUCUUAGGGUAGCCAACCUUUCACAUCUUUAAGGAAAUGUGCGUUGUUUUUUCUUAAUUAACACCGUGAUCUAAUUAAAUAGGUGACACUACACAUAUUAUAGAAUCUAAUUACCAAAAAAAUUCACUUCACAUUUAUACGGGUCAAGGCAGUUGUAAUUGCUAACUUUUUUUUUCAUUUUGUUUUUCGUCUGGCUGUGUCUCUGUCUAUAAGUAUAUGGAAUUCACUACAUAUGUAUUUACUUCUCAGCUGGCUCUAUAGUAAGUACAUAUGAGGUUGAAUUUCGGUGGUAUUUUUCGUUCUUUGUUUGAUUUGGUGUUUAUAGUAGUACGCGGCGGCGUUACUCGCGGCUCGAAUCUAAUUUACAAUUUACAUUAAAAAUUUGUUGACCUUUGUAAAUGGAUAAUGAAACGGAAGUAUUCGUUAAUUUUUCUCGAUUACGUGGUAUAAGUCAUUCUUUCUUCUGCAGUGUGGUGUACAAUGUGUUGAAAUCGCGAGUAUUUCCACGUUAACUUACGAAAUAUGUACUGUAUGUGUGCUGUAGAGAGCAUGGUGGGGAUUUAAUUAUCGUGUGGGAUUCGAAGAAAUAAUAUUAUUAUUUUUUCGCCAUGUUUUCGAAUUCGAAUUGCGUCGAUUUGCGACGAAAGUUUUUGUCGAGUUGUUUUCGUGUGAUUUUCGUUUUAGAAGCGAUGGGUUUUGUUUGGCAGUUUCAAGAUGUGAUUUUGAGCUCGAGAUUGGUGUUUUUUUGCAAAGGGUUGAGUUGAAGCUCCGGAUUGGAGUCGUGUUGAGUGAUUUUGUUAAGGAAAUGUGAGAUUCUCGAUGGAGAAGUGUCGAAGGUACGUUGAGUUUUUGAUGUUUGGGUUCCUUUUGGUGUCCUAGUUCUAAUCUUUGAUCGUUUGAAUACCCUUUGAAUGUAGGUAGUUCAACUGUUGACCUUUAGAUUGUGGAACGUUUUUUGGGUUUUUUUUUUUUUUUUUUUUUUUUUUGGUCGAAUGUGAAUUUGAACGCAAAAAGAUACAAAUGCAACUUUUUUUGGUAACAUUUUAAUUUGAAGAGCGAGAUGCAUGAUGAAUUUCUAACAACGUUUACUCUAUUCAGGUGAAGUUACUUAUGGGGGCUAAAUACACUUCGCAAAAGAAGUUGCUAAAUUAUUAAAUUCAACAGGUGUUUGGUUAAAUAGCUUAGAAAGAAGUGUAAAGUUUUGUUUUAAACCGCCAAAAAUCAGAAUUUGUAUGUAAAUAAUUUUCCACAAAUUAUACAUUUUUCAAAACAUCUGCCAAAUUAAACUGUGGAACAUUCUGUCUACGAAUUUUGAAAAAACGGUUGAUUUUGUCUGUUUUUCUUCCCAAAUGAUAAGUGUUGGUGCAGUUGAAAAUGGGGUCAUUUAUCGAGAAUUUGAAGCGUUUAAUUUUUAACAUUUUUUUGGUGGAGGGGAGGGGUAUUGUAAUCAAAGCAUGUCUCAGUUCAGUGUCUUCGUGACAAAAAAUUUAAUUUUGGUUAAUGGGUAUCGUGAAUGAAUAUUUUCAAGUAGUCAUUUUACAAAUGAAUGAAAUUUAUUUUUAAAGUGGAUGGCUUUCAUAAGGUUUAAAUAAUAUCUGUGGCUUUGAAUUGGAAAAAAAAUUGAAAAUCUCUAAAACAGACCCCCCCCUCCCUGUCACUUCUAGAAAAUCCGUCAUUCUAAUUCGGCCAGCUUUUGGGGAAAACUAUAAAUCCUACAAAGUGAUAGAAAAUUGAAAAAAAAUUGAAAAUCUCAAAAAUAGACCCCCCCUCCCUGUCACUUCUAGAAAAUCCGUCAUUCUAAUUCGGCCAGCUUUUGGGGAAAACUAUAAAUCCUACAAAGUGAUAGAAAAUUGAAAAAAAUUGAAAAUCUCAAAAAUAGACCCCCCCCCUCUGUCACUUCUAGAAAAUCCGUCAUUCUAAUUCGGCCAGCUUUUGGGGAAAACUAUAAAUCCUACAAAGUGAUAGAAAAUUGAAAUAAUUUUAAUUACAAUAAUUCUAGUUCCAGUUCCAGUUUUUUUUUUCAGUUCCAUGCAUUUUUUUAGGUCUAUUUUUUCAUAAGUCCAUUUCUACUUCAAAUUUAAGAAUAUUUGAGCAUUUACUCUCUUGAUCAAAUUAUUUGGGUGUGGGAUAAAAUCAUGAUACGGUCUUGUUAGAUCAAUGGAAGUAAACUUCACAAGUCAACGCAAAAAUUUGAUACCGGGUGAUCGAAAAAUGGCGAGCACUGCAUUACUGUUGAGUGAGAUUUUGUAACACCCAGUAUUAAGCUAUCGUUUGCUUCUGCAUUCAAAAUUGCUAACCAAAAUUGAAAGCUUGGGAGAUAUUUAUAAAAUUUAUUGACCACCCUGUAAAAUUGAAAAAUACAUUUUUGGAAGAAAAUUAAAAAAGAGUUUGUUCCUGUUGUGAUUAUAUUUUCAGUUCAACUGUUUUUGUUUUGUUUUUGGUUCUAGCUUCAAUUAUUUAGUAAUGAAAAUUUAAAACUGAGACUGUGAUCUGAGCGAAAAAAAUUGAAACUAAAAGCCAAAAAACUGAAACUGAAAUGUCAAAAAUAAAAAAUCCAAAACUGGGAAUGAAACAAAAAAUCGAAAACGUUUAGUUUCUUCUUUAGGUAAAUGAAAAUUGUUUUCAAAAAAAAAUAAUAAUAAUAAAAAAUUGAAAAUAAAAACAUACUGAAACUGAAUCUGAAAAGAUGAGAAUCACUGAAAAUUGCAGUUUUCUAUCUUUGUCGAAGUUUCUCUCUUAAUUCCCAUUCUAGCCAGUUUUCAAUGAUGAAAAACUGAAACUGAAACUGAGAAUUAGAAAAAAGCGAAACUAAAAGCGAAAAACUUGAACAAAAACGUUUUUUCAGCUCCCAAUAGUUUUUUUCUCAUAUUCGUAUCAAUUCUUCAAACUUCAUCUUGAUCUUGACUCUUGAGAACCUUUUUUUUUUCAUGUGGAUCAUACGUUUUAAUAAUUAUUUGUUCAAUUUUUUUUGAAUUUUCGUCUAUUAGGAAACUGGAAACUCGAAAUUUAAAUUGGAAGCUGUCAGAAGAAAAUUAAUUUCCCAUCACUGUCGAAUUUUUUCUCUCGAUUGGAAUUCUGAAAUAAGAUUUCUUCAAUAGUUGUUGAAAACUCGUUGAAAAAUCAUUUUUUCUCGAAUUCAUUGUUUAACGUAGUAAAAAAAAAUGAUUAAAUUCAGGGUGUCCACAAGCUUGGAAAACCUGAAAAAGUUAGGGAAUUUGGUCAGUCUGGAAAAGCCAGGAAAAAUACAGGGAAUUUCGUAAUUUUCACGCAAAAUCCCUGCAAUUUUGAAAAAACGAUCAAUUGAAAAUUUUGGAUAAAAACCUGUCAUGAAGGAAAACAUUAUUUUUUACUUCUCGAAGCUUUUGCCCGAGCGAACAAAAUGAAAAUUUCUAGAUAAUAAAAUCAAGUUUUAAAUCCAAAAAAUUAACUCCUCACAAAAAAAAACAUCGUUUUUAUGCAUCUUGAAACACAAAUUUACAAGAGUUUUCGCCCUCGCUUGGGCCUGUUCUGUUUUAUUUUUCAAAAUCAGUUUCCUUAAAAAAAAUAAUUCAAAUUCCAAAAUUUUAAAGUCAAAAAAGAACUACUCGUCCUCGCAUAAAAACAUCUCGUUUUUAUGCCUCUCGAAAUGCAAAUUUUCAGAAACUCUCGCCCUCGCGUCCCUCGAGCCUGUUCUCUUUUUUUUCAAAAGUAACUUCCUUCAAAACAACAUCAUUCCAAUUCUAAAAUUUGAAAAAACCAAAAAGAAACUCCUCGUAUUAAAAACCCCUUGUUUUUGGGCAUCUCGAAAUGAAAAUUUUCAAAAGCUCUCGCCCUCGCUUCGCUCGGGCCAAUUUGUUUCUCGUUUUAUAAAAUAAACAAAUCUCACAUUUUGUGGCCUCCAAAAAUCCAAAAAAAAGAAAAAUUUUUAUAAGUCAUAUGAAUAUUGUAUCAAUUGGCCAAAAUUAAUGUUAAUUAAAGUUUAGCGUUUUUUUUUUUUUUUUUAUCCGAAGAAGUAUCCAGUUCGAAGAGAAACUUAUGAAAAAAAUUACACCCCCCCCCCCCCCAAAACAGUUUCUUCCUUAAUUAAAGUAUGGGAUAAGUAAAAGUAUAGAAACUUGGAAAAAAUGGUCUGGAAAACCUGCAAGAGUCAGGAAAAAUGACUUGCCAAAACUUGUGGACACCCUGAAAUUUUAUUUCAUGUCAAAAAUGACCUGGUAUGUGAAAAAUACUCCCAAAAGUUUAGACAAACUUGUUUCAAGAGAGGAGGGGCCUAGAAAAAUACUUUUAAAUUAAUAAAAGUGCAUUUACCAUGUGAAGAGGGAGAGGAAAAGGGUAAAAUCCGCGAAAUUCUGAGCCUAAAAUCCUGCAAAUGGUCCAUGAAAGUCACCCAUUAUUUAUUUUUUUUUUUUUUCGAAAGUCCUUUUUUUUGGUUGGGAGAUUUAUUAGACGAGAAACAAAACUUGAAAGAUAUUUUGAUCUGAUGAGGUUCAGAUCUAAUCUGAUUAGGAUCUAAUUGGAUCCGGGGAAUGACCAGAUCUGAUCCAAGUCCGAUCAAAUCUAGUCAGAUCCAAUCAAAUUGGAUCCAUAGAAAGUCCGGAUCUGAUCAGAUCCAAUCGUUUUCCGCUCAAAAAUGUUCGACUGAAAUCCACUACCUAUACUAUUUGAACAAAUUGAUUUUUUUUUUUGAUUGCAAAAACCCAACUUUUGGAAAAAUCCAAAGAUACGAUCGAUUUUUCUGAAAAAUUUAGUUUUUGAGAUGUUUUUAUCAAAAAUUUGUAAGUUGGGCAAUUUUUUAAAUUUUUGAACCUUGACCUAAAAAUUGUAAUUCAGAUUAUUUUUUUUGUUUAGUAAUCAGCCCAUAUUUUAAAAAAUUUACUGCUCGAAUUGUUUCUAUUUCUCAAUAUUUCAACAUGACAGUUUAAUUUUUUUGAAAAUGAAAAUUUGAGAUGGAUUAUUUCAAAAAUUGUAUCUUGAUAGUUCCCCUGCCACUAACGAUGAUGGUCGAGUGAUUUCAAAUAUUCUAUGCGAUGAAAAUUUGCAUUUUUCUUACCCAGCGAGUGGAAGCCGUGGACUGUAAUUUUUUUUAAUGUUUUGGAAUACUCAUACUUUUCAAUUUAGUGUACCCUUGAAUUGUCCCAAAAAUGAUUUUUUCGUCAGACCUCUUUUCCUUCUGCAUUCUUAUGUUUUUUUUACGAUACAGAAACAGCUGAAUAAUUUGCAGAUUUUUCAGUUUGAAAUGAAGUAAAAAGCGAUAAAUUUUUAUCGAAUUUGUUUAUCUGAGAUUCGACAGCUACAUCUGCGGCAAAAUAAUGAACUAUAGUUUUUUGAGAAUUCAGUAAGAUUGAGAUUAUUUUUAAGGACACCAAAAAGAAUUCAUUCAUUCGUUAAAAUUCAUCUACCCGGAAUACCUAUACCUAUCACUUUGCAAAACACCAAUGUACGUUGUUCUCUUCGACUGAUUUUUACCCAUUUUUUCCACUUACUCACGUUUUAUCACCCAAGUUUUUUUUUUACAUGACGUCAUUUCAUUUUGAGAGAAAAUUAUCGAACCGAAAUGAUGACGAAUCAUUCGCAUUUUUUUCCCGAAACCAUCAUUUUUAUUUCACGUACGCCAACGACUUCGGCUGACUGUCUGAUUGUGACUACCUCAUACCUCUACCUGUGGCUGUAUUAAGCGUUGAAUUUCUAAAUAUCGUAAGUUACUUGCAGAGCGUUUCUCGAAUCGAACCUAAUGUCGGAAUUUUUCUCUUAAUUACGAAACUUUGAUCUCGAUUGUUGAAUAUUUCUAAAUUUAGCUACGUAACCUUGCUGCCGAGCUGUCGAUGAUUAAAUUCAACGACAUCGACAGCUUUUUAUCGUCAUUUAUCACCCAUUGAAAAGUUUUUACACUUGCUCGCGGUUCAAUAUUCCAGUUCCAGAAUUAAUACCCGAUUCGAUUUAUUUUACCCUCCCAUCUCCGAUCUCGUUCUCGAGUUGGGCUGCUACGAUUUCGAUAUUGUGUCGUGUCAUUUUAGCGACGAUGAAUUUUUUUAAUUGUAUCGAAGGAGUUGUCUACAUUGUGUAGAAAUGUUCGACUCGUACGUUAGAGAAACCGAGAUAAAGUUGGUGGUUUGUUUUGCGGUAGGUCAAUUGUCUGUAUCGAAGAAAUUUUUUUUAGGAAAAAAAACGAGGAAAAAACAUUGUAUUAAUCGAUACAGCAAUGUUGAAAAAGUUGAAAAAUAUGUGGGGUAGAUAAUUCUGCUUAUCUUUCAAUUCUCCAUAGACUCAUUUAAGCAGAUAAUAUGUAUCAUCUUGUUUCGAACGUUUGUCAAACCAUUAUUCCAGCUUGAGCUAUUUUAGUAAACCUGUAUUUUCGAUUGCGGAUAUUUUUUCUCAAAUUUUCACGAAUAUACAAUUCAGUCGAUUAAUCUUAUGAAUAUCCGCUGGUCCGGACAAUUUUUACGUCCACGCAAAGACACAUACAGAGAAAGAAAUCCAAACGAAGAACCAAUGAUGAGUGGUGAAUGGUAACAUUUGGCCAAAUAUACACUCUUUGGUACACAUUUGUGGUAUUUCUGCUGGCUGCGGAUGCGAUGGCGAUGAUGAUCGUCGUCGUCGUCGUCGAGUACCUGCCCAGCUGCAUUAUACGAGUACGUUUCUUGAGUCUCGAGCCAAAUCACAUUGUAUAUCUUUAGUGUGAUUUUUUGCUGCUUCUUGUUCUCCUCCUCCUCCUCCUGCUGCUCCUCGCUCUUCUCGAUUUGACACAAUUUUUUCUACGCGAAGUUAUUCCACUGACCUCGUAGCUCUUUUACUGGAACGUCGUAAUAUCGUUGAAAACGAAUUUAUAACCGAUGCUUAAUGAGAAAAAUUCGUUCGAUUGUUCGCGUAUCGAUCAUUUUUUUCUCUUUCUUUUUAAUCGAUGAAAAUAAAACGAAGAGUUAUUUCUAAACUAGAUUUACACUUAUGCCUAUAUGUACGUAGAUAAGGUUGGUUAUCCCUUUUUUUUUCUUCUUCGUAUCUUUCAUUGAUUAGUAAGCAAACGAAAUAUUAUUUAACACGUUUUUUUUUCUUCUUCUAAUAUUUUGGUCGAGUUUAUUUAUUUAUUUUUCACAUAUCAACGGAUUUAUCGUUCUUCAUAUUUAAAAGCACCUUUUUUAUUUUUUAAGAUUGAAAAAUUGUAUAGUACAAAGUUUUCUUUUCUUUUCUUUUCUUUUUUGUUGCGAAUACUCUAAGGAUAUAUAAUAAUAGGAAUAUUUUUGUGCAUAUACCACCUGAUUUUUUUUUUUUUUAGAUGAAAACGACAGGGUAAUUUAUAUACAACGUGUAAACCACGCUUUAGCGAAAUGUUAACUAUAACGUGUUAUUUUUUUUUUCUUCUUUCGUGUGUAAUUAUUUUGUUAAUACUUUUGAUUACUUCGUUUUGUAUGUGUACAUAUUGAAGAUAAUUUACAAGCUGUUAUAUAUUUAGAAAUUGUUUUUAGGUUAAUUUUUUUUUCCAAAGUUGUUAUUGUUUGGCGUUUUUUUUCCUGAGUCGGCUCCUAGUAUAUUGAUAAUACCUAUACCAGCUAUUCUCGAACAAUAUAGAUGUAUUUAGUAUAAAUGACUUGGCGGAGCGCACAAUGCCUCUUCGCGGGUUAUUGUUCGAAACAUAAAAUAAUGAUUAACACUCGUGCUCGAAACGCGAACGAAUUAAGUCGAGAUAUAGGCUGUGCUUUUCCGGAUGUUGAUAACAGAUCGAGAUUAUAGAUAAUUUUGAAAAAUUGUAUUAAUUUAUAGAACCGUGUGUAUUGUGUAGGUAUGAAUUAUUAUGAGUAAGUGAGAAAGGUUUUCGGUGGGGGGGGGGGUGGAUUUUUUUAAAAACUGAAGUGCUUGAUUAGGUUGUGAAAUGAAAGUUUUUUUUCUUCUUGAUUAAUUGUAUUAUGGCGAAUUUUUUUACGAUAUUUUAGAGGAAAUGGCACUGAUUAAGAAACCGAGUGACUAAUUUGUUAUCAGAUAUGCGUGAAAGGGAGUGAAAUGUAAUCAGCUGACCUGCCUCUGCCUAUUCCAUUCCAUGUCAAAUCAUCGAAGUAAAAAUGAAGUCGAGAACUAUGGUUUUGUUAAGUUUUUUUGUAUGUACAAGUUCCUUUCGAUGGGCUGAUGAAGUUAUCACCAUUAUCAUCAUGUCAUUUUGGUCCGUUUUGGGGUUCAGAGGGAGGUAAAGUCCAAACUUUGAAGGCUCAUAAGAUUAGUGAACUUUGAGCAAAACUAUUCACCUGAUUAUUCAGAAUCAGUUGCAGUGAUUAAAAUUUAAGCAGAUCGAAAUUGAAUUUUGAGAGUGAAAGAUCAACUUUUCAUGUCGAAUAAAAACAUGAAAAUUUACCAUUCAAAUAUUGCGAAAAAAUUGAAACCGAGGUCGCUUUUUACCCCCUUUUUAACACGUUGAUUUUCGAAGCAGAAUUUGUGCCUCCAGUGGGGUGAGGGGGUGUAUAAGUGCUCCCAAUUUUGAUUAAAACUCGAGGACAAAAUUUAGACCAAAGUAUCACAUUUAUUAAUUUCUAAGAUGUCAAUUUCGAAUACAGACUAUUUUACAAUCUAAUCCCUCCCUCUCCUAUCUAGACCCCCCCCCACACACAAAAAAACCUGAAAAUUACGAGAGUUCGAUGAUCUACAUAUUUUUGUAAAUACGACCCUUCAGUGCCCCACCAGGUUCCUCAAUAAUGAAAAAAAAAAAAAUGAAAAAAUAAUGAUAAUAUUUGAUUCAUAAUUUCUUUUUUUCGUCCUUUCGAGGGCUGAAAAUUUGAGUGGAAUGUAAGACCCAACUGGAAAUUUUUAAAAAUAAGAUUUAAUUUCGAAACCCUUCUUAACAUUUUUUUUUCUUAAAGUGAAAUUUGAAGCGUAAGUGAAAGUUGGACUGUUUUAAUAUUCAUUUUAUGCAUUUUUUUUUCAAUUUUGUAACGAAAUUUUCAUAUUUUGAAAAACAUUUUGGCAUGUUCAUUUUUUCCAAUUUUUGAAAAAUAAUUCGUUUGUAUUUUUUAAUAAAAAUACAUCGGAGUGAAUAAUUUUUAAAUAUUUCUCAUCUGGUGCUAAACAUUCCUAAAGUCCUGCUUUUGUUUUUUUUUUUCAAUUGAACAUUAAAUUUUGCAGUUCGUAUCCCAAUUUUGAAAAAUUUUAUUACGAAAUCCUGAAUUUGCCAACUCGCAACUGUAAAAUUCAAAAUUUACCAACAUUUCAGAAAUUCUCGUUUUGCUCAAGGAGAAUCACACACAUUUGAAACAUUUUCUAAUAACAUUUCGGCUCUCGUUUCUCGUUUGAACAAAAACACAUUUAUUUUCUUUCCUCUGUUAUAAGUUCAUAUUUUUCAAAGCAUAAAAUUGCAGUUUUAAAAAUAAAUCCUUUGAAAAAGUAUUAUAGAAGCGUUUGUUUUAAUGUUCUAAACCGUAAAUUUUACAAAAAUUUGAUGUCUCGCGUCUCUCGAACAGAAACAUGGCCCCUUCCUCUUUUUCAAAGGUAAUUUUCGAAGAAUUAAGAUGCAUUUUUUUUCUGUUUAGAACAAAUAGUAGGUUGAAAAGCUAUGAUGAAAAUUUCAUUAAAUACUCUAAAAAAAAAUUAAACAUUUGAAAAACGAAAAAUUAGGAUGGUAAACGUUUUGUUGACACUCCCCCGCCCCCUCCCCCCUCUCCAAAGAAAUACUGAAAAUUGAAAUGGAACUUUAAUUUUCGUUAGAAUUAUUUAAAAAAUGAAGUCUUUUUUGGAAAAAAGUAUUCGUAUUCUGAUUGUGAAAAAUUUCAUGCUUCACAAUCUUAUUUUUUCCGUUAGACCCUUUGGUUUUCUAAAAAAAAAAAACAAUUAAUUUUUGGCAAUUUAAGGUGCUACAAAAGAUAUGAAAAGAACCAAAAUUGAAGAACAUAAAAUUUUUCAUCUGUAGAGUGUGAUUUUUUUUAAUAAGUAGAUAUUUUUUAUUCUUGAGAUACACCUUCACAUAUUUGAGCAAAAAUUGCAGAGAAGUUGACUUUAGUGUAUUACAAAUUUCAACAACAAAAUUUUAAUGGUACAAAAAAUGAAAUUUUUACAAAAUAACGUAACUAGAAAAAAUCCCCAUUGUCCUGAAAAUUUUUUUGAGAUCACUUUGAUUAAAAAAUCUAUGCUUUGAAAAAAAUUUACUGUUCAAAAUUUUUUUUAACACGAUUAAUUCAUCAUCAAAAAAUUAGGUAUUUAUUCAAUUUUUAUUGUAAUUUUGGCGCGAAUCGCAGAAAUUUUGAAAGUCAGUAUUUUGAAAAAAAUAUGUUCAGAUUAGAAAAAUAUUCGGAGCUCACUGGUUGAAAAUGAAGCCCUUCAAAUUGUCGGUUAGGAUUAAUGUCCCGUGAAAUGAUUGUAAAAAAAUUUCGUGAUUCAGUUGGUCAUAAUUCAAUUAUUAUUCCCUCCCCACCCUCAUUUUCCCAAGUUUCUACAUCAGAUGUGUCAAAAUUUCAAUUUAUUUUUAUGGGAAAAGGUUUACCUGCUGUUUGAUUUCCUAUUCAAGUUGCACUGUAGGUCAUCGAGGUCAUCAAAGUCAUCAAAAAGUCAUCUUUUUGGCCAGAAAUUGAACAUAAUUCCAAAAAUUGACCAAGGAUUCUGGAAAUUGAAUGAUAAUCGUUCAAAAUGCAGAAAUUAUUUAUAUAAAUUAUAGUUGAAUUAAUUUCCCAGUUAUGAAAAUGGUGAAUAAAUUAGCAUAAUUAAUGUUGCGAAAAUUGCUUGCAAAUUUUUUGAAAUGCAUAAAAAUUGUUUAAAUUGGCUAAAAAUUGAUGAAAUAUUGUAAAAAAUUGGCAAUAUGCCGAAAAAUUACGAAAAGUAGGUCAAUUAUCGAAAUGAAGCGAAAUCGAGAAAAAAAUCACAUAAAGAAUAACAAAAAUCUUGGGUAAAAUUCUCUCAUCACUUGAAAAUCACCAAAAAUUGAUAGAAUUUCAAUAACGACUGAUAAUAGCGUUACCAACUCAAAAAAUGUGAAAAAUUUUGACACGAUGGAAUUUUUUCAUUAUUUUUUCACUGAUCACUGAUCAGUACGAAAAAUGCUGCAAAAAUCACCCAUCAAAGUUGAAUUUGAAACCUACUACGUAUAGCUUUAAAAAAGGUUCGUCCAAAAGUAAAAUUUCAGUCAUCCAAAGGUCAUCGUUUUUCUUUCUUUUUUUUUUGCUACAUUCGUAUAAUUUAAUAAUCUCUUUUCAUGUUUCACAUUUUUUUCCUUCUUUUUUUUCAUACCCCUCUGUCAACAAAAACACCAGUACAGUAUUCUCUUCUUUUCAUAUUCAUUUGUUUUUAUUUCGGUUUCAAAGCAACAUUUGCUGUGACAAUGUUGAAUAGGUUUCGUUUCUUUUCUUUUAUCGUGUUUCUCUGUACACAAUACUGUUUUGAAACCAGUGAUGAGCACGAGUUUUAUCGAAAUGAAAAAGUAUCUACUUCUCGAGAACGUGUGUCUGUGUAUGUGUAGUGUGUACUACAUACAUCAAUUGUGUAGCUGGAGUGAAUUUUAUCUUGGUCUUACCCCCUGUUUCGAAUAUGUGGCAACAUGGCAGGUGCGAAACUUCCGGUGCGGUGCAGUGUAGCUGUUAAGUUUUUAUAUUAUACUGCAACUGAGACGAUUAUACAUUGUAUAUAUACGUACAUAUACGACUCGUAAUCUUGUUUCGUUUUCGGUUACUGUAAAAAAACGUUGACGAAUGUUGCCAAUUAUGACGGUUGGAAUUUGAAUGAAUUUGUGAAAUGAAAUUUUCCAGUAUUUAUGUGAAAUCAUUUCCCGCUAAAAUGUUUCAAGGUGAACAAAUACUUGUGGUUUUUUUUCAUUCUGUAUUCCUUUACCUUCACCCUUUGAUCUGUUUUUCCAACAGGGCACAUGUUUAUCGUGGUUGUCCCCUAAUUUGAAUUCGUGAGUCGUGACAAGGUAUGCCAGGUGCGAAACUUACAGUCUGGUGGCUACUUCGAGGCUUUUAUUGUUUGUGUGAAAGGGUGGAGAGUUGGACGAAUCCUUAUGUGUUACGAUUCGAAAUUAUUUUUACCUUUAGAUCCCCCUAUUCAGUCCUCCUCCUCCACAAUCCAUAACUGCAAUAAAGGGCAUUCACCUUUCAACAAAAAAAAGAAUGAAAAUAUGGUUUCCUAAUUUUUGGGAUUUUUUUCUUCAAAAUUUAAUGUACUCGAUUAUUGUGCUUUUAUUCGGAAUAUUAAAAUUUUUAAAUCAAAAAAUUAUUUCAAAUUUUAGUUGUAAAAAAUAUCCAAAUUGCCUGACGAUUAUCUCGAUCUGUUCUCAACCAUCUGCUGUAGUAAAAAAUACCCAAACGUAGGGGCUCAAGUUCCCACGUAUUAUACGUUUGAAAAUACAAAUUAUGAAAUUCUUCGACUAGUUGCUCGGGCACGUGUGUUAAAAAUUCAUCGAACCCGUAUCAUUCUUUAAAGUCAUUCGAUUAUUCGUAUCGAUAUUAUUUCUAAUAUUCUAAUCACGUGUGUGAUAAGAGCGAAAUAAAUAUCGCGUCUCGUGCCUUAUUUCCAGAAAAAAUAAACGUAAUGUUUAUAAAAAAUUAUACGCUUCUGAAAGAGCUUAAAAACUGAGGCAAAAAACGCCAUACAAUAAUAAACAUCGCAUCGUCGUGUACAUUUCAUAGUUCACUUUUCAUAUUUUCUCAUCAACUGUGUAGAAUGUUACCGCAAAACACGAACGAGCUUAUAUUUUUUAAUUAUUAAUUUUUCUCUUUUUUUUUUUUUUUUUAAUUUUCUCAUAUUUUUAUCAACACCUUCCCGCACGUCAUCACGAUACGAAUAGUGAUUAUUAGUAGUAGUAGCAGUAGGUAGAGAACCCGUAUUUCGAAAACAUCCCGUAUUCGUCAGUUUCUAGUCAGUUUCACUAGUUCGUAUGUCUUAGCCAAAUUUUUCGUAUCAAUAGCAACGUCCAAAGAAUAAUUUAGUAGAUUUCGACUUCAAUUUUUUUUUCUCUGUUCAUCGUCGUCGUAUUACUGUGAUGUUAUUUUCGAAAUUAAUAAAUAUAUACGUAUUCGCGAGAAACGGAUCGGGUCAAGUUAUCGCUAGGGUUUCGUGAUCACGUGUGAUGUCCUUAUUCCCUAGCCCCCACCCCCACCCCUCGCCCUUCACACCUACAACGAUGGUGAAAUCACAUACAUACAAGGUGUACCUCACAUACAUAUAAACCUAACCUAAUAAUGACGCCAUCGUGUAUAAAAAAUUCACCUAUCACGUCAUCGUUUUGUAAAUUGACUACGGAUAAAACUAGGUAUAUAUUUUGUAUGUAAUUAUUUAUUUUUGUAAAUAUACCGCGACUAACUUUGUAAUGUAAUAAGAACGCUGCAAAACGAUUUAUUUUUUAGGUAUUAAUGGUAUAGUUUUAAGAAAACGUACUGUGAUAUUGUGAUGUAUUCUGUAAACAUCUCGUAUAUAAAUAUUGUACAGGUUUUUGCCCCCCCCCCCCCUCCUCCUCCUCCUCCUCCCCUGCCCCCUUCCACUUUCUUUUUGUUUCGUAUAUUAUUAAUAAUUAUUAUUUUCCUUCUUCGGUCGUCUUAAUAUUCGCGUAUGUUAAUUUUUCUGACUAAUGAUGUUGAAAAAAGUCUGCUGAAUUUUAUCGUAUGUAUCGUUAGUUGUUACCUAUGAUUAUAUGAUAUGUUUCAGAAAUUGUUAUAUUUACGAUUUCGUUGUUAUUUGUUAUAAUUAUUCCGUUCGCGAAAUAUAAACGUUGUGUAUUUUUAUCCUA
This is a messenger RNA of Planococcus citri (citrus mealybug), 16328 nucleotides long. Its product is annotated as cAMP-dependent protein kinase catalytic subunit 1-like. The record is from RefSeq and is a predicted model, not a curated record. Gene Ontology annotation, biological process: protein phosphorylation. Gene Ontology annotation, molecular function: protein serine/threonine kinase activity; ATP binding. Gene Ontology annotation, cellular component: nucleus. Bases 468 to 1550 code for a protein of 360 amino acids. NCBI's taxonomy places the organism in Eukaryota, Metazoa, Arthropoda, Insecta, Hemiptera, Pseudococcidae. The transcript has a single exon.